AUGGCUCUCUGGCAGCUUUACGCUCUCUCCGUGGCGCUGAUGUGGGGCUGUGUGGUCUCCUCCUCCUCCUCCUACCACACUGCAGUUGCUCCCCCACAAGACCUUCAGAUCACUGAUCCUGGACUCUUAGGUUCUCUCGAUAUAGAGUGGAAACCUCCACCCAACGUACAAACCUUCAAUGAAUGCACAGUAAAAUACAAGUUUGAAUACCGCAACACUGGUGACAGAGACUGGAAGGUUAUUUUUACUAGGAAGCUAAAAUUCAGAGUUGGAUUUGACCUCAGCAGGCCUGCUGAAGUGAAGGUACAGACACUGCUCGAAGGACGGUGUACCGAUGACGUGGAGGUGCAAAGUGACUGGAUUUAUGCUACCUUUCAGGUCCCAUUGCAAGGAAAACUGGAAUCAGAGGUUCAGAAUUUCCAUUGCAUCUAUCAUGACUGGGAAUACCUCAAGUGCACUUGGCAACCAGGUCUUCUCGCUCCUCGUGGCGUACAUUAUGGACUAUAUUAUUGGUAUGAGGGCCUGGACCACGCAGCGCAGUGCGAUGACUAUAUUCGGGAUCAUGGUAUAAACAUCGGCUGCGUGUUGCAAAAUCUGAGCCAGGCAGAAUAUAAGGAUCUGAGCAUUUGUGUCAAUGGUUCAGCGGCAGCCACUCUACUACGGCCGUUGUACGUCACCCUUCGCCUUCACAACCUAGCAAAGCCCUCGCCCCCGAAGCAGCUGGUGGUUUCCAUGUCUGCAUCUGAGGAGCUCCACGUGGCGUGGAACCCGCCCGGCGGCGAAACGCCGCCCCAGUGCCUGGAGUAUGAGGUUCAGCUGGCAGAAGAUCAGGGGGAGGCCAAGGCUGCCUGGGUGCCUGUGUCAACCCAAAUGGAGACCACUUUAACAAUUUCCAGAGCAAAUCAAAGCCACAUUUCAUGUGCUCGUGUCAGGGGGAGAACAAAUAUUUUCUGUGCUGACCAGGGCUUUUGGAGUGAAUGGACGCAGGAGUGUUUCUCUGUGUCCAGAAAAGAGGACAAGCAGCUCUUCAUCCUCAUUCCAGUCAUUCUGAGUUUGUCAAGUAGCCUUAUAGUAUUUAUGUUGAUUGGCCAGUGCAAGAAAAGAUCCCCAGCAGAAAAACCAUUGCAUGCAUCGGUGGGGUGCUAA
Molecule: messenger RNA, 1146 nt
Organism: Gavia stellata (red-throated loon)
Lineage: Eukaryota; Metazoa; Chordata; Aves; Gaviiformes; Gaviidae
Gene: IL13RA2
Product: interleukin 13 receptor subunit alpha 2
Exons: 9
Coding region: 1-1146 (381 amino acids)
Biological process (GO): cytokine-mediated signaling pathway
Cellular component (GO): external side of plasma membrane
Molecular function (GO): cytokine receptor activity; protein binding
Source: RefSeq, a predicted model, not a curated record